GGCGAGAGAGAGAGAGACAGAGACACCGUUGCGGUGUCCGGAAGAAGGACUCGAGCGUGGCGGAUGUAUAUUUUCCAAUUCGUCCUUUUGUGUUUGCGGUUUUAAUGUAACAUCGCGACAUUAUUCCCAAAUGUAAAAACCCGCAUCGCUGCGUCUCCGGACACCGGCGGCUGUUCUUUCCGCUGCCGCUCGCGACGUGACUCGUGACCCACUUUUGGUUGGAGUCCGUCGGGUCAGGGAAUGCAGCUGGAUUCCACUAGUGUCACUUAUGGCCUACGACAGAACACAUCCACCAACAUCUGGAGAGGAAGCGUGGAGGUUGGACUGAGACCUGCUGGACCGAACGGGCCCCGGAGAGGAGAGCCGAGGGGGAAGCUAAGCUAACCUGGCUAGCCCCUAAAUCUGCUCAGAAAAAAAUAAGAUGGGUGGAAGCUGCAGGAGGUCUGUGACUGGAGACACGGACGCCGGGAUCCAUCGCUCAUCCCUUUUCCCUUUCACUGCUGAUGCAAAUGGAAAAAAGACACUACUGAAAGUUUCCUAAAGUGGGAUGAAAGCUCAGCACAGAGCGAAGAGGGUUACAUCUUAAUUCAUCCUCUCAGAGUCGCAUCACACACCAUGGGUGAAGUGACCGUGGAGGCCGAUUCGGCGGUGACGAAGCAGGACUCCUCCUCGGGGCCUCUGCCGGAGCCGCUGCUCAUAAUCAUGUCCCCACCUCCACCUUUCCUUCCCGUCCCCGGCGAGCCGACCAUGUUAUGGCGCAGGUGGCUUAAAGCUUUUGAGCACUACGUCGAGGUUCUCGGUGAAAACGAGCUGGUCGACUCCAGCAAGUGCGGCCUCUUGCGGGACUGCCUCGGCCGAGAGGGCCGGCGCGUCUCCGCGGCACUGAUCCCGAGUGAAACCGCCUACGAGGCCGCCGUCUCCGCGCUGACGGUUUACUUUGGCUCCGACCGCAGCUCUUUCCGCAAGGUCAGCGUGGACAACGGAGACGGUUUGGACCCUACCGUUCAAAUAAAACGCAAAAGAGGCCGGCCUCGGCGCGGCGAGGGCAGGCCGAAAAACCUCCCCGAACCCGGCGGCAGUAAAACAACGAGAUCACCGAGAUACAAAGACAAUUACUUGUUGCUACAAAAGGAUGACGUGGCCAAGAGAGCAGAUGAGGCCUGCAAUAAUACACUGAGGACGGAGGAGGAAGGAUGCGACAAUGGAAGGAAAGGUGACGAGGAAGACGAGGACUUUCAUCCGUCCAAACUAAAAGGCCCCUACUGUACUCUCUGUGUCGACAAGCGCUUCAGGGACGCAAACAAGCUGGCCCGACACAUGAGGACGCACACGAAGGAGAAACCAUUCCGCUGCCCCGCGUGCGUCAUGACCUUCAGCCAGUCCUACCACAUGACCCGGCACAUGAGGAAGCAGCACGGCGCGGGCCGGUACGUCUGCCCCACGUGCGGGAAGAGCUCGGAGACCUCCGCGGGGCUGCAGAGUCACAAGAGGACGCACGCGGCAGCGCAAGUUCUGUCCCGGCCCGCCUGUCGUGAGAAAUCCCCCAACGCCGGCGAGUUUUGUAGUCGCGUCGCCACACGUGGCGAAGACCACUUGAGCCAGACGCAGGAGCGGAGCUCUCAGCGCGGGAACUGCGUGAAGAACAAGGAUGGCAAUGAUAGUAUUGCUAAGAAUGAUGCAGACUCUGAUGGUGAUACCCAAGAUAAGGAAUCCACAGUUAUUGUUGAGACGGAAGAAAAGGACACCGAUGGAGGACAAUCUAAAGAUGGCGACGAUACGAAAGAAAAAGCUGCAUCUGGGACCAAAUCAAAAGGCCAUUUCUGUCCCAUCUGCGUUGGCCGGCGCUUCAGAGGGCCGAACAAACUCGCCAGGCACAUGAGGACGCACACAAAGGAGAAGCCGUUCAGCUGCCCGGUGUGCGCCUUGACCUUCAGCCAGUCCUACCACAUGACCCGACACACGAGGAAGCAGCACGGCUUGGUCCAGUACAUCUGCGAUAAAUGCGGCGAAAGUUCCGGAAGCUGGCUGGAGCUGAAGGCGCACAAGAAGACCCACACGGUCGAUUGUCUGAGGUGCCCCGCGUGUGACAAACCGUUCAAGGAGAAGGCCGCCCUCGUCAGUCAUCUCAGAAUACACAAGAAGGUCCCGUCCAGCCCCCGAAGCCUCGUCUGCAGCGAUUGCGGCAAAGUCUUCGGUCGAAUGUAUCACCUGAAGCGCCACAUAGUGACCCAUCGCAAAGCGACCAACGGGGAGGUUUACGCGUGCCCCGAUUGUCAGAAGAAUUUUGCCUUCCCAGAAGACCUCAGCAAACACGCCGAGAUCCACGUGAAGGAAAACAACGGGACGUGUCCGAAGUGUAACGAAACCUUCCGCAGUCCAGAAGAGCUGGAGACGCACAUGGGGGCUCACGAGAGGUCCUACGCCUGCCACACCUGUGGGAAGAAGUUCAAGGUGGAGUACGCUCUCAAGAAGCACGAGCAAGGCCACCAAGACGAGCAGUACUACUGCUCCUUGUGCCGCAGGCGCUUCAUCAAGCUGUCUCACUACAAGAGGCACGUCAUGGUCCACGACCGGCGGGAAUCCAGGUGCCCCCACUGCGACGGAGUCUUCCUGCAGGUGACGGCUUUGAAGUAUCACCUGCGCACUCACACGGAGGAAAGGCCGCACCAGUGCACCUGUUGCAUCGAGACCUUCGAGGAGAAGGAGGAGCUGGAGCAGCACCGCCUCAAACACAGGAAGUUCAAGCUGGAGAGGCCGUACUCGUGCACCCGGUGUGACUCGGCCUUCUCCAACCUGAUCGAGCUGACGGACCACAUGAGCUCACACGACGGAGAGCAGCCUCUGAACUGCCCCGUCUGCGGCAAGACUUUCCUCAACAAGAGCAAGCUGGAGAAGCACCUGGGCAUCCACUCGGGGGAGAGACCCCACCUCUGCUCCGUCUGCGGCAACGGCUUCCCCUCGGCCGCCAGCCUCAAGCUGCACGUCCACAUCCACACGGGGGAGAAGCCCUUCCGGUGUCCGCAGUGCGGCAAGAGCUUCCGCUCGUCCAGCGGGCUGCGGCUGCACGGCCGGCAGCACAUGGAGGUGCGGCCCAGCUACGAGUGUCCCGAGUGCGGCAGGACCUACGGCCGCAUGACGGAGCUGAAGAUGCACCAGCGCUAUCACACGGGCGACAAGCCGCACGCGUGCAGCUGCUGCAGCAAGCGCUUCAUCAGCAAGGACAAGUUGAACGUUCACAUGAGGAUACACACGGGGGAGAGGCCGUACUCCUGCCCCCACUGCGGGCAGACGUUCACGCAGACCGGGGACAGAAACCGACACAUCAGUAAAUACCACUAGAGACACACUGGGGCAACAGAACGUUUUUUCAUUCGAAUGAUGGAGGCAGUGGUUUUGCAUGUUUGUAAAGGUUGGUAGUCGUAAGAAUUGAGGUGAUUCACAUUCUUUGAUCAAGAAUAACAAACUGAAAUGAGCUAUAUUAGGGAGAAUUAGUUUGCCAGACACACACUAAAUUGUCAAAUGAUCAGGUUGUGUGAUUGUUUAUUGGUAAACUAUAGAAGAAUACAGAUGUUAUAUUCUGUAAAAUAUGAUGCCAUCCAAAACGGAAACAAAGAAUAAACUUUUUUUUUUUAAAUAGAUAAAAACAGAAAACCUUCCUUUUAAGGAAAUAAAAAAGAAUCCUCACCUCACUGUCCAGUAUUAACAAAGAUGAAGCAUUACGAGUGUUUAAAGGACUUUUUAAACAAUUUCUUUCCCCUUAUUCUAAGAAAUAUCAUGUUAUUCUACAAAAGUGUUUCAACAAAUUAAAAAAAUGUUCUAUAUCUUUUGAAUGAAUAAAAUAAGGUAACAUUUUAGGAAAGUGUGUUCUGCCGUCUGCCAGCUUCAUACCUGGACUUUAAACUGUGUCACUACAUAAGCACUUAAGAUCAGUGCCUGAGUGCCCUGUGUCUGACUCUUCACGCGGCAAUUUCUCAUUCUAGCACCUCGCUGCAGUGACCGGCAUGUUUGCCUUUCCCCAAAUCUGGGGCUGAAAACUCAAUCGAAAUACAAAUAAAAUCCUGUUCACUCAAAUGACACUAAAAAACAUUAGAGGUCGCAUAUCAGUACUUUUGUUUUCCUCCGCGCCACAGUAAGUUGUCAUUACACCAUGAUUAUUUUUAUAUUUUUGUUUAGCCAUCUCUGUAACCCAGAGUUUUGCAUUGUACACAGUACACAGUGUACCAUAAGAAUAAAGCACUUAUUCAGCCUGCCAAUAUCCAUGUGAGGAUAUAGUAUUUAUUAAUAUAUAUCUCAAUUAUAUGUAUACAUUUAAAUAUAUAUAUAUAUAUAUUUAUUUUUAUACAAAUUAUACGAAUGUUUAGUGUUGUAGGAAAAUAAAACUGUCAAAAAUAUGUAAUAAUGAAAUCAUGUUAUUUUAUGUUUGUCCAUAACAACGAACAGUGUGUAAAAUGUACAGUAAACAAACAAUAUACAAGUGACAUUGAGUGACAAGUGUGAAUCUAAAUCAAA
Molecule: messenger RNA, 4509 nt
Organism: Gasterosteus aculeatus aculeatus (three-spined stickleback)
Lineage: Eukaryota; Metazoa; Chordata; Actinopteri; Perciformes; Gasterosteidae
Biological process (GO): regulation of transcription by RNA polymerase II
Cellular component (GO): nucleus
Molecular function (GO): RNA polymerase II cis-regulatory region sequence-specific DNA binding; DNA-binding transcription activator activity, RNA polymerase II-specific
Source: RefSeq, a predicted model, not a curated record